CCAUAUCGGACUACACCUGCCAUGCCUUCUAGACGAGGCGAAUGUUGAACAGACGACUCGAGAGAGUUGAAUUCCUGUCGGUGAGCUUAACAACUGUCCUACAAAAGCUACAUGCUUUGGAUAAGUGUUCUAUCACUACACCGUGUAUACUGCAGCAUUACUAGAUCUUAACCACUGUGGACAUUGCGGACUGUCACUUGGGGACUUAACACUUAAUAACCUACCUUGUUAUUUGGUUAUGUUAAAGGGUGGAUUUACCGCUGUAAAUGUGUCUUACUUGUGAGUGGAACUGAGACAAUUUUGAGGCAUCCUUGGUGAUUGAUUAAAAUAUGAAUCGAAAAGCAUUUCGCGUUGAAAAGUUGGAACAUGUCGACAAGAUCCCCGACCUUCCGACAGCGAUACGUGUGAUGGACGAGCUACAGAUCCCGAGAGGGAAGUGGUUCAACCUCCAGGAAGGGAAACGCUUGAUAUCGGAAUACUUCCUCCAGAAUGAGAAGAGGGUGAACAGUUUCUACCAGUGGAAGGAUCAGAAUGCUAUCGCCGACGCCAUGAAAGAAGACAAAGAGAACAGGGUGGAACUGAUCAACCUCUUCGAGAAGUCAGGUGCCUUCUUCAAGGAGCUGCCCAGUCGGUUCGGCAACGACCUGGAGAGAGUAUUUCCGGACUUCCUGGUCACGCUCAAGAACAAAAGUCAGCAGCUGAACAAAAGUGACUGCGCCAUCGUUGUCGCUGGUGAUACAGGUGCUGGCAAGAGCACACUCAUCAACCUGCUUGUGGGUCAGCGGAUCCUGCCGACAAACGCCCUGCAAUGCACGGCCACCGUGUGUGAGCUGCGGAAAUCAACGAUGCGAGCUAUUGUCCUACAUCACCGAGACGGAACCCAGAAGACCACUCUCGAGUGCCCGGAUGACUCGCAGGUGCCCGGUUUCACAGACUCUUUGGCGAAGCACGUAACUGAGACUGACCCAAACACGGACGAUAGCCCAUAUACAAAGGUGGAGAUCCACUGGCCUUUCCACUUAAUGGAGGAAGGGGUUGUGUUCGUGGACACGCCAGGUAUCGGCGGCUCUCACAGCUUGGACAUGGGCCAGUACAUGGACAAGGCCCUCGGCUUCAUCUACGUCAUCAACACCGGGGACGCCGGCGGUAUACACAGGGACAGGCUGGGAAGUCUUCUACUCCAAGGGGUGCAGCACAGCGACUUCGACCCUGCGACCGCCGUGUUCGUGUGCAACAAGUGGGACCAAGUGGAUCAACGAGAGGAGGCUCAAGUCCAGCACUACGUGAAGGAGAAACUGGGCAAGUCCAUCCCCACCAUCAACGACAGUCAGAUCUACAAGAUCUCCGCUACACAGGCUUUAGACAAACUGGACUACCGGAACAUGCUGAAAGGUCACGUUGAGUUAGUGGAAGGGAUUCGGCAGGUUCUACCUACAACAUUCCACUCCAAGCUCUCGGCAUUCUACAGAUGGCUGUCCACCAUACUGAAGCGGACGCUGUACUCACUAAAGGUGUCGAAGCAGCUGGACGCACGUAGCGUGGAGGAGAAGGAGACCAUGUACAGGUCUGUGUGUGCCCAGAUAGAGCAGCUGGAGACACGGGCCGAGAGCAGGAUCAAAGACAUGAGGAGGGAUGUCAGGAACGCCGUGGAAGACAUCACAGAGAGCGUCAUCAAGUUGUUGAACACCAACAACCGACGGGACCUGGUGGUGUGGAAUUCCGACCUCUGUCCACGCCCUGACAACUGGAGGAAGGUUGCAGCUGAGGCGUCCACCCGGAUAUCUAGUCGAGUCCAAGACAUCGUGGACAAGUGGGACCGCAGCAGGAACGUCGUGGACAACGUCAGGACCAGCAUCAUCAAGAAGUUCAAGCAGGAUGUGGAACUGUUUGAAGACCAGGCCAAACAGAUUGAAGGAGUGUUUCUUGGCGAAGACGUGAAGACAAUGGUAGAUCUCCACAAUUCCCUCAGAACCCGGGCCCCGAUCACGAAAGUAUGGAAGAAAGCAGAUAAGAAGACUGGGGGUAAAACAGAGGGUUUCAUGAGUUUAGGAACUGCGGUUGGGAGUUCCUUCUCUUUAGACACCAGAGCCAAUAAAGUUCGAGCGCUUUUCAAGACCUACAGCUCCAGCAACGCCCCACAGGUCAUGCAGGACGCUUCGAAGAUGUUCCUGGACGGACUGACAGAGAAGAACGUUACGUCGGCGGUGGAGAAGUUCUUUGAGCGUUUUGCCAAGAACAUUGACAGAAUUGGAAAGAUGCUCCCAGAGUUUCUACGAGCUGACCGCCAGUUAAUGACAUCACUGACCAGAGAAGUUGACCACGGUCAGGCUAAUCUCAUGAAUAUGUACCCUAAAUUCAUCGAAGAAGCUGAGGACCUGCAAGGCUAUCUGGACAUGUUCUUCGCCAGGAAACUCAUGAAGUUCAAUUAUGGUUUCGCAGAACUUAAUAAGAAUGCGACGGAAAUCCCCAUUGGUCGAGGGAGCUUCGCCAACGUCUACUACUCGCGCCUCGUCACAGCCGACGGCGACAUCCCAGUUGCUCUCAAGGUCUGCAAGGAACCUCUGGACAUCACCAACGUUACGGACGUGCUGCUCGAGGACAAUACGCUAAGGGAUUUGAAACACCGAAACGUAGUGACCUACUAUGGGGCGUCCAGACAGGUCAGUGGUCGUGAAAUGAAGUGGGUCAUGGUCCUCGAAUACUGCCCCAAAACGCUCAUGGCCAAGUUUGUAGGAAAAGAAGCCCGAAGCCCCUCUAAAUACGAGGCGGACACAGAAGCCCAGAUAGAAGCAAUGAAGACGGUAGCUGUGUUCGCAGAACAGAUACUCUGUGGUCUGGAGUACCUCCACAAGAAGGGCCUCGUCCAUCGGGACAUGAAGCCGGAUAAUAUACUGCUCGACGCAGACGACGUGGUUAAAUUAACGGACGUGGGACUGGCCAAACGUGUUCACGACAUAUCAGGCACAAUCGCCGGAAGUCCAGUGUAUAUGGCACCGGAAGUGCUUCUACAGAAGGGUCGCUAUGACGUCAAGGCGGACAUGUACAGUUUCGGCAUCAUCACGUGGGAGAUGUGGUACGGCCAGGACGCGGCCAACCACAUCAAGGGCCAGCUGUUCACCACGUUCGAGCGAGCGAUUGAGAAGGGCCUCCGACCCUCCAUGUCCAUCAACUGUAAACCCCCAGAGCAAUGGCACAUACUGAUUGUAAAGUGUUGGAACAUCGAUCCAGAGGUUCGACUCUCCAGCAGCCAAGCGCGGCAGUUCUUCCAGAAGUUUUUAGAGCAUUACAAAUAGUGUACCUUGUGAGAACUGUCAACGUCAAACAACUGUGGUCAAUUUCCAGUUACAGUUCUGUAAAUCAAGACAUAGGUUUUGAAACUGACCAAAUAAUUGUUAGUUACAAAUACAUCUCCAGGUGAGAUUAUAUUGUUUAAUCAUAGAUUGACGAAGUGUUCAUUAUAAUAAACAGAUGUAGCAGACAAAUUACAAUCGUCCCCAAGGCUUUUUUUAUGCAGUAUAGCCAUAACUUAUCUAAUCAUUCUCUUUCUUUUUUCGAUUUAUUGGGCGGUGGUGUAGCCUAGUGGUUAAAGCAUUCACUCGUCACGCUGAAGACCCAGGUUCGAUUCCCCACAUGGGUAGAAUGCGUGGAGCCCAUUUCUGGUGCACCCAUACGUGAUUUUGCAGGGAAAAUUCUUUAAGUGGUACAUAACUUACCUCACUCUUGUUAUUUAAACACCACAUGGACCGAUUUUCCAGCAUGCCUUCGAAAACUUGUUGACAUUGACGAUAGGGUGACAAUCAAUCCCAAUAUUCCUAACAAAAGGUUAUUUAACCAAACCAGUAACUAGUUAUAUAAAGUUAUUUGCGAAUGUGGGUGCAUGGUCUAAGAUCUGGGGUUGAAUAAACUUGUUUGUGAAUAUGCAAGUUAUUUAAGGUCACACUUAAGAAUAUUUAGCUCAUAUGAACCCAUAAAUGCCAAGCAGGGACCAACAAGUACCAUAUUAUAACCUCUUUUGGUACAAUGCGGCUGGGAAUCGGAACCUUCCACGGACCACUUCACAACAAAUUGAGUUAAGCGAUUAUAUGUGCAUGUUCUAAUACCUGGAGCUGAAUAAAGUUGUUUGCAAAUAGUCUGAACCUUAAAACACUCGCACAUCUCCAGUUUGACUUGGAACUCUGGAGCAAAGCUAAAUGGGUACAGGGUGUAUAUCACAAGUCUUUCAUUUUACCCUCAUUUGCAAUAUUCGAGCAAGAGCAGUAAACCAAACCUUGGCUUUUCACUCUGGUUUCACCCAGAGGCUAAUUGAAGAUGGCAUCAUUGCUGCUUUUAUGUCACAAUAAACACAAGCGACUGACUGUUUUGCUAUUCAAUUUAUGUACAAGUCAAACAGACAAUUCAUCCUCCGGUUCACAUACAUUUACAUAAUGUACAAUCAGUACUAUACACCUUCAAAACUUACAUUUGUACAGAAUAAACAUUUGAAGAAAUGUU
This is a messenger RNA of Haliotis rubra (blacklip abalone), 4491 nucleotides long. Its product is annotated as dual serine/threonine and tyrosine protein kinase-like. NCBI's taxonomy places the organism in Eukaryota, Metazoa, Mollusca, Gastropoda, Lepetellida, Haliotidae. The transcript is spliced from 12 exons. Bases 330 to 3293 code for a protein of 987 amino acids. The record is from RefSeq and is a predicted model, not a curated record. Gene Ontology annotation, biological process: protein phosphorylation. Gene Ontology annotation, molecular function: protein kinase activity; ATP binding.